UGUGUCCUUGGCGACUCGCGCCGUCACGGUCAACCUACGGGUUUCUUUUGGACAAGUGAUUAACCACGGUGUCCACGGAAAGCGUGUUUUGUUGCAGUUCUAGAGAGAAAGACGACGAACAGACAUUAGGACCGUGAGAAAAGGGUGAAAAAGGGUGAUAUACAGCGCGCGUGCGUGUGCAGGUUGGUCGGUGCGUAUGCUACAAAAGGUCACGGUGAAUUAGAAGGUACAGAGGCAGAGUGAAACACGGGGAGACGGCGUGGUUAGAGAGUGGAGGCGAACGGAGAGGAUUCCGCGCAAAAGCCGGCUCCACGGCCGGUCCCCCACUCGCUAACUUGUUGAGUCUCUCUGGGCAGGUGUGCUCUACGAAACUCUCUAGCCAAACCAACCACGAUGACGAAUCUUUUGCUCCUGCUAGCCCUUCUCAGCACCGGCUCCGUCAGGGCCAAUGUUUCCGCGCAGGGAAAUAACGUGCACAACGAUCCUCUAGUGGUGGAGACCACUAGUGGUCUAGUUCGUGGUUUCUCCCGUACUAUAUUGGACAAGGAGGUCCACAUAUUCUAUGGGAUUCCAUUCGCCAAGCCUCCAAUAGGACCACUUCGAUUUAGAAAACCGUUACCCAUAGAACCCUGGCAUGGUGUCCUGAACGCCACAGUGUUGCCCAACAGCUGUUACCAAGAGAGGUACGAAUACUUCCCUGGUUUCCCAGGGGAGGAGAUGUGGAACCCUAAUACCAAUAUCUCCGAAGACUGCUUGUACCUGAAUAUCUGGGUACCACAGAAGCUUCGACUAAGACACAAAGGUUCGGAAUCACCCAGCAAUGGGAAAAAUAACGGUCUACCGCUUUUGGUCUGGAUCUAUGGGGGAGGAUUCAUGAGCGGUACCGCCACCCUGGACGUGUAUGACGCGGACAUCAUGGCAGCCACCAGCAGCGUCAUCAUCGCUUCCAUGCAGUACAGGGUAGGCGCUUUUGGGUUCCUGUACCUGAACAAGCACUUUACCAACAGCGAAGAAGCUCCUGGCAACAUGGGUUUGUGGGAUCAGGCUCUGGCUCUCAGAUGGCUUAGGGAUAAUGCUGCAGCUUUCGGAGGAGAUCCUGAAUUGAUCACAAUCUUCGGAGAGUCUGCUGGUGGCAGCUCCGUGUCCCUGCACCUGAUUUCUCCGGUUACUCGGGGCUUAGUCCGCCGUGGAAUCCUUCAAAGUGGUACCCUAAACGCACCGUGGAGUUACAUGACGGGGGAAAAGGCAAACGAAGUGGCCAGGAUACUGGUUGACGAUUGUGGGUGCAACUCCACGAUGCUUCAAGAGAAUCCAGCCAGGGUGAUGGCUUGCAUGAGGUCCGUGGACGCCAAGACCAUCUCUGUCCAGCAGUGGAACAGCUACUGGGGCAUUCUGGGUUUCCCAUCGGCGCCAACGAUCGACGGAAUCUUUUUACCCAAACAUCCUCUUGACCUCCUCAGGGAGGCUGACUUCACUGACACCGAGAUCCUGAUUGGAAAUAACGAGAAUGAGGGCACCUACUUCAUUCUCUACGACUUCAACGAUAUCUUCGAGAAGGAUCAGGCCAGUUUCCUGGAGCGAGAGAGGUUCCUCGGCAUCAUCAACACCAUCUUCAAGAAUAUGUCUCAAAUCGAGCGAGAAGCCAUCACUUUCCAGUACACCGACUGGGAGGACGCGUACAAUGGCUACAUUUACCAGAAGAUGGUCGCGGACGUUGUAGGCGACUACUUCUUCAUCUGUCCCUCGAUCCACUUCGCGCAACUGUUCGCGGACCGUGGCAUGAAGGUCUACUACUACUUCUUCACCCAAAGAACGAGCACGAACCUAUGGGGCGAGUGGAUGGGAGUGAUGCACGGUGACGAGGUGGAGUACGUGUUCGGGCAUCCGCUGAACUCAUCCCUGGAGUACAGCGUGGAGGAACGACGCCUAUCCUUGAAGAUGAUAGAACACUUCUCCAAGUUCGCCAAUAUGGGGAAACCGACAGACUACGAGUCCGAAUGGCCGCCAUAUUCGAGGGACGAACCGCAGUAUUUUAUUUACAACGCGGAAAAGACGGGUCUUGGUAAAGGACCACGUACCACUUACUGUGCUUUCUGGAACGAGUUUCUACCAAGGUUGAAGGGAGUACCAGACCCAGCACCAGAGGCCUGCAACAGCGCGAUAGCUUCGAGCGUGUCUGCUGGUGCGGAGGAUCUAGGCAACUCCCUGGCGAUCACGGCGCUGUCGUCGAUCCUGGUGCUGUCGAGAGUCAUUUAAAGGCAAAGUAAGGGGGACCGUUUAUCGAUCGAGAGCCUUCUGAAAGCCGGCAAUCCGGGGUUCAAACAGUUGCACGGGUAUUAGGGCUUCGUUCACGGUCCAGGAUCUCGUUAGUGGUUAACACCCUGUUAAUCGUUUGGGUAGAUCAAUGGAUCCCGGCUACCCAUCGCCGUCGAACGACCACUUUUCUCCCUCCCAUAGAAAAACACGAAGAGAAAGUGGAAGAAAAAGAGGAUUCCAAUCAACAGAGAUUUAGAAAGGAGUUUCGACACAGGGAUUCAACGAGGGAUCAGACUUGUGUCUGUCACCUGCCGUUUAUUAGCAAGAUCCGCCUGUUCGCGAAGCAGAUUCGUUAAGGCCUCGAAGAGCCUCGAUCGCGGCGACUUAAUGGGCAAGGCUGAAAGAUUGAUGAACCGUUGCCGGGAAAACGAGGACAGCCUAACGAGUUACACGUCGCUCGAGUGUCUCCAGCGGGGACUGGGUACUCGAUAGAAGGUUGGACUAUCGAUUCCCCGGGACGGGAGGACGAGAAAUCCCGUGAAGUUAAGGCAAACAGACCUGAAAGAAAGCUGGCGGCGCGAGAAUAUCUUGGUGACCUAGGUCCGAAUCAGUGGAGCUAGGAGAGAAGGGAUCGAUCGGGCAGAAAAUAACGGUGGCAACUGGGAUUUGAAUAAAAAUGCUCCUGGAUGCUAGCAAUUCAGCUGGUCUGAUUCAAAUGAUAAUGUCUGGACAUCUAAUUUGCAUAAAUAAUACCGGGACGCGGCCGGAUCGAUACCGUGACAGGGAAAAACGUGUUCCAGGGUUCCCGUAAACAGUCGCCGUUCCGCUAUUAACCACCUGUUUGUGCAAUCGAUGGCUCGUGACACAAAAGUUUCAUUAGUAAAACGCAACAAGUGCUCCGGUUUUACAUAAGAACGCCACGAAGCCACCGUGAGGAUCAGGGGUUGCUUGGAUCGGUUCCAGAAACACGACCACGUCGUUUCCUCAUCUUCGGCCAGAAUUCGAACACCUCUGGACGAUCACGAACUUCAGAUCUAGAAACAACGGCUGACUUUCUUCGCCUGUUGUUGCCUUUUAAACAGUUUGCAUGAGUUACGGCACGAGAACGACUUAGCACAGGGGUUUUCGAGUAAAAUUGCCUUUGGAAACUUUAGUGUGUCGAAACAGGAAAAUCAUUCCGACCGAGAUCCUUGAAGUAUUUUUGCAAAUAGUCGACGUGCCAGGUUCGGGAGUUCCGGGGAUGAGCGGAAUUCUUGGUCAGGAGGUCGAGACAAAGAGCGUUCGGCAAACAGAGUCCCUCCCUGUAGAAUCCUUUAGCUAAAUCGAUCAAAGACGAGAUUAUCGUGAAGCCGAAAAAGACCUAGAGAUUAUCAGCCAUUGUAGUUUCCUGCUGCCUAGUUAGACCAAUCCAAUCUACGACAGAGCCCGAGAGACGAUGCACUGUUCCAACGUAAACUCCGUUUAGAAUAUUCCAGAGACCCCGACAUGGCUGACACUCAUGAGACUAACGCAAACGAAUCUGGAAAAGCUAAAAUCCUUAAUGAGACACUCGAUCCGAGCGGACGAUCAAACGGUACACGGAUCGAGCCGUGGAAGGUCUCUAAAUCGGGAUUCUCCAAAUCGGUCGACCAUUGAAAACCGGCUUAAGGAUUCAGCAAGGAGGGUUCUCGAAAAUUCAACGGGUUAAGUGCAGACUGGUGUCCUCAUGGUGGCUCGAGAACACCUUCGAACCGGGAGUGCCACUUGCUCGUCGAAACGAAAAACGACCAAGUGGCCAAGGAGAAGGCAGGGCAGCGGAGAGAGGAGCGAGGAAGAAGGGGAGAAGAGGGAAGGAUCGUGUCAGGUUCCCGAGGAAUUCACGCUCCGCUUGUCCGCUCCGCGAAAUUGGACAAACUUGCCUCUUUCUGCCAGCCUUUCGAGCUUCGGGAUCGUUAUAAAUAAAUUCCCUGUCUCGCUGACGCAUUCCAGCACUCGCCGGAAGUCGCCUCUCUUUCACAUCGGACCAUGAAUACGCGCCUAUUCGAAUGCCUCGGGAUUUUCCACGAUCCGUGUACCCGUUGAACCGAAUCGAGUCGCGAUUUCUUGGCUCUUUUGGACACCUGGUCGGCUUAAUCUGGAAAAUACGAUGGAAAUCUAAACAUACGGGUCUGUUUGCUGUUUAUUGGGUCUAUUCUGGAGAAAUUGGAAGUGAAAGUUAAUCGAUUCGGAUGACACGAUGCUUCGGAGUGAUUCGUAAGACUUAGACACCAGCGCCAUCUCGCGGUCGGAAUGGGAACCAGCGGCGUGUCCGCUCUCUAUGCACGCCAUAGUCUAUGUCGCGUUGUUGGAAGCUCCCAUGAUUUCGCAUCAGCACUUCGACCGAAGCUCUGAAAGAGCUCCAAGACGGAAAAACGAACCGCCAGGACAUUUCCGGAUGCAAACAAAUGAACGAUUUCAACGACGAGCGUCUUUCGAUCGACAAUAAAUCUUUACUAAACAAAGAAGAACAACUCCACGGCCUAAAGGGUGGGUCUUUUACACGAACAAUCAUUUCUCAUCAAGCUCUGCACCACUUUUUUCUAUCGAUGUCGAAAUUAUUGUCGCCUCGAGGUUGACGAAAACGUCUGACAACGCGACCCGAAUCUUCCCUAGCGAGGGGAAUGGAGAGCAUCUGCAUUUUGGAAACAGGACGAGACAUCUCGGAAAUCUCUGCUCGAAACUCUACACCCGAUACUCCGUAGUCCUAUACCCUCUCGCAAAUUAUUUUCCAUCCUGUGAAACAGUAUCCAUUGGAUUGCCGUGAAAGUGUCGUCGGUUCUACAGGUUAAUCCGCGAAAGGAUCCACUGGGGGAUGAAAAUUCGGAAAGCACGGACCACGAAGAAAAUAUCAUUAUACACCUUUGAUCUGGACUUUCAAGAUGGGCACAGCUAACAUGACAAUACCAGUCAGCGAAGUAACCGUAGAUAAAUUAAAUUGCUAGAAAAUAUUCAAAAGAACAAAAAAAGAAAAAAAUGAAAAUAAAAAACAAGAGUAAUGAGUAACACGAAAAACAUUAGCAGUCAGGAAAUAAUCUGUCGUUUGUAAGCAGAGAGAGAGGGGAAGAGAGAAAAGGGAUCUUACUAUCCAUUGGGAGAGAGGAGUCCAGGUCAAACUCGAGCGACUCUCGAGAGCCGGAGCGAAUGUCAAGGGUGCACCGCUGAAAUGGCAGCAUUCAUUAAAGAGGAGAAAGAGGAAGGAAUUUUAAGUAAGAAAAAGUAAAUUAAAAAUAAGUCGAAAAAAGGAAAAAAAACAAGAAAAAGAACAGAGGAAAAAUAAUAAAGCUUCUUUAUUCGAGUCAAUUCUCAACUACCGUACACUUCUCCAUCUUCGAACAGACUUUUUAUCGAUCCUCCCAACGUGCAACCGGAAGGAACGCAACGAAGAAAAAACACGAGCACACGAACAAAUAAUUUCGUUUCGUUUUCCCGGACCUUUUUCUUCCGUUUUCCGUGCUGGGAUAAAAAAGCAGGGGAAAAAGCAAAAAGGGUUCGUGCACCCCUGAAGCAUGGGAGAACAGGAGUUAACACAGGGAGCGAAAGGGAAAAAGGAGCGAUUUCUCAGCUUCGUCGCACGGCUGCCAGAUAUUACGAAGAGAAAAGAACAAAAAAAAAAGAAUACAUACAGACCCAUACACAUAUACACACACACACACACACAUACACAUUCGCGCACGCGCAUGCGCGGAGAGAGUUAUACGUAUACACGAAAAGAAUGGCACCUUGUGAAUUAAUCUCGUACACACGUUACAAAACAAAAUAGAAACUUAAGAAAUGUAUUAUUAAGCAAUGUAAAUAUACAUAUACAUAUUAC
Eufriesea mexicana is the source of this 6085-nucleotide messenger RNA. It is a transcript of the gene AChE-2, whose product is annotated as acetylcholinesterase 2. Gene Ontology annotation, biological process: choline metabolic process; acetylcholine catabolic process in synaptic cleft. Gene Ontology annotation, molecular function: acetylcholinesterase activity. The record is from RefSeq and is a predicted model, not a curated record. The transcript is spliced from 6 exons. Bases 394 to 2256 code for a protein of 620 amino acids. Gene Ontology annotation, cellular component: plasma membrane. NCBI's taxonomy places the organism in Eukaryota, Metazoa, Arthropoda, Insecta, Hymenoptera, Apidae.